AUGGUCGUUAAUUUUUAUGCUCAGGUAUUUGGUAAACGAAGGAAAUGUUCAAGUAAUUCAUUAUCUGAAGGAGCAAUUGUGGCAAGUGUUUUAAAAAAUUAUACAAAAAUGUUACCAGAUCAAGAAGAUGCCGUCAAUGUUCAUAUUGAAAUGCAUUUACAAGAUGUAUCAUCAUUAAACGAAAUAACUGCUGAUUUUGACAUCGAUAUACUUUUUACGCAGCUAUGGCGAGAUGCAGCACUUAGUUUUGAGAACUAUAAAGCGUGCAAGAAAAAUAUUACAAUGGAAACAAAGCAUCUCAAAGACAUCUGGACUCCAAAUAUAUGUAUUAUGAACUCAAAAAAAACGGCAAUACACACUUCGCCUACUGAAAACAUAAUGUUUAUCCUCUAUGAAAAUGGUACUGUUUGGACAAACCACAGGAUGUCUGUCAAAGCACCUUGUGACUUAGACCUCAGAACAUUUCCUUUUGAUGUUCAAACUACCUUAGUUUUGGAAUCUUACUCUCACAGCAGUGACGAAGUGCAGUUGAAAUGGAUGGAAAAAGCUGUUACUUUGACAAAAAAUAUUCAGCUACCUGACUUUGAUUUGGUAUCUUUUAAUGCAUAUCAUGAAAAAAUGCUCUAUCCAAACGGACCUUGGGAUCAACUGCGGGUAACCUUCAAAUUUAAACGACGUUAUGGGUUUUACAUAUUACAAGCCUAUGUACCUACCUAUUUAACAAUAAUAGUUAGUUGGGUUGGUUUUUGUAUGGAGCCCAAAGCGCUUCCAGCACGGACAACGCUAGGAGUCUCCUCUUUGCUAGCCUUAACCUUCCAAUUCGGAAACAUCCUUAAGAACUUGCCACGAGUUUCCUACGUGAAAGCAGUUGAUAUAUGGAUGCUUGGUUGCAUAUCUUUCGUUUUCGGAACGAUGGUAGAAUUAGCUUUUAUUUGUUACCUUUGUCGAUGUCAAGAGGUAAUUCAAAAAAAAGGAGCGAAGGCAGAAAAAGCUAGGAAACUGCAGUAUAACAGCUACAAGCUUCAGCAACAAAGCGUGGUUCCAAACGGAAUAAGUUGA
Messenger RNA from Enterobius vermicularis (human pinworm), 1059 nucleotides. Lineage: Eukaryota; Metazoa; Nematoda; Chromadorea; Rhabditida; Oxyuridae. The record is from the annotation of a GenBank genome assembly.